AUGUGCUGGUGGUACACAGUUCAUUUGAACCGAUUUCCGGUUAAAGUAUUCAAUUCAACUCGCCAGCAACGUAUGCAUUUUGCGGCAGCCUGGCUUUGUGAUGAAUUGGUUCAACUUUGGCGCCUAGCUUGUCUUAACCCUGAACUCCGAGUCACACAUCGUACAACCUCUCCUCCCAGUACGACUCAUGCCUGUCGUCCGCCUUCUAACGCUUCAGGAUCACCUAACACUGGCCUAUGGUUGAGACGUCAAUUAGCUCGUAGGCUCCGUGCUUUUCAUCGUUUUGCUGUGGAACAGGCCAGGCGUCGCUUAAUGCAUUUAGUUACUCGCCGAGCUCUUGUGGGCAGUGGGGCUGCAAACAACUCUCCCCAGCAAUCGGCUUCUACUUCUACCACAUCAGCAACCGGAACCGCCACAUCUGCUAAUUUGCCGUGUACCCCAAACAAACAGACUGGAGGUGUAGCAGCAAAUUUGAGUGAUCUGAUAGACAGUCUAUUUAGUACCUCUAAUAAGUUAGAGUUUCGAGGUUUCAAGCCUGCGCUCGUAGCCUGCAAGUGCGUAUUGUUUUACUCCUAA
Protopolystoma xenopodis is the source of this 576-nucleotide messenger RNA. NCBI's taxonomy places the organism in Eukaryota, Metazoa, Platyhelminthes, Monogenea, Polystomatidea, Polystomatidae. The record is from the annotation of a GenBank genome assembly.